AGCAAGUCCUGGCUCAAGGCUGGAUAGAUGGCACGUCGUUUUUGAGUUCCUCUUCAUGGCCUCGAUCAUUUUUGCAGUUCCUACUUUGGUGGGCUACGGUGGAUGCACAUCUUCGUUUUGCCUCUUUACCUUCGACUACUUGUACAGUCACGCAGAGACUCUUUGCUCCUUCCGCUUUUAUGAGAUUUUCCCCUGGGGCUGGGGUAAAGAAACUGCCAGCGCCAACUUCCUGACCGAUGGUCAGCUGGACAUCUUAGGGGCAGCUGACAUGAGCCUGGCCUACACCUCCACGACCUUGCUCAUCCUGGCACUCCUGGGCGAUGCGCAUCGCAACGCCAAGCUGGGCGCCUUUUCGCUCUUCGUCCUGGUGGGCAUCCUGUUCUGCUUCGGCGCGCUGCUGCCCAGCUAUCUGCUGUGGCGGGGCAGCGGCCUAAGACUAACAGGUUUGAUUCCGGCAAAGAGCGGGACAUACUUGAUGUGGGCACAGCUCACUACGAUGUGCACCCUUGCCAUUUCGUGGUAUGCAGCAAAGGCUGACUGGAAUCCAGCUGUGAAUGGAGGCCUUAUUUGGAGCUAUGGCGUGUUCGUGCCCCUAGUGGCAGUUCUCGUGAUGUGUACCGAUGAUGGCAAGAAGUUUCUGUCUGCAACAACCGUGAAGCGCUUCUUUUUGCUCAAUGCCGCCUUGGCAGCGCUGUUUGAAGUUUAUGUGUGUUCGCAUGCUCCCGGCUCAGCAGGCAUUUGGCAAUAUUUGCUUCAAUUCUCGAAACGGACCUUCAUCUUUGAUUCUUUGGGUCUGCGGAUUACAAGUGUGUUGCUGCUUCUUUGGGAAGGCUACUGGAAAUGCGGAGUUGCUGAGGUCCUCCUUUUCCCUGUAGGCCUUUGCUUUGGAAUGGCCCACAUGGCAGGCAAGGCAGAGGAUUCAAACCCGGACACAGGGUUUCAACGUCUUCUUUAGGCUACUGAGAUCGUUGGAUGAAUUGUAAGUUCAAUGUGACAAAUAGCAUAACGAAAACGCAU
This is a messenger RNA of Effrenium voratum, 1017 nucleotides long. Lineage: Eukaryota; Dinophyceae; Suessiales; Symbiodiniaceae. The record is from the annotation of a GenBank genome assembly.